This is a messenger RNA of Anopheles cruzii, 3403 nucleotides long. It is a transcript of the gene Pc, whose product is annotated as polycomb group protein Pc. Bases 63 to 1400 code for a protein of 445 amino acids. The transcript is spliced from 2 exons. Lineage: Eukaryota; Metazoa; Arthropoda; Insecta; Diptera; Culicidae. The record is from RefSeq and is a predicted model, not a curated record.
GACCCACAGGACAUCAGAAAGCCGGCUGCACAUUGUUGAGAGCGAACCGCUACGGCAACAAAAUGGAAAUUACAGACGAUCGUGUUUAUGCCGCCGAAAAGAUUAUGAAAAAACGUGCUCGCGCGGGAAAGGCUGAAUAUUGGGUAAAGUGGAAAGGCUGGAGCCAGCGGCACAACACUUGGGAACCGGAAGAAAAUAUUCUCGAUCCGCGGCUCAUCGAUAUCUUCGAGAAGUCCUUACGCGGCAACUCCACGCUCAAGCGUAAGAAGAAAGCCGUAAUCGAAGAUUCGGAUGAUGACGAAGAGCCGGGACCGCCUCCGGUUUUGUCCACUCCGGAACCGGAACCGAAGCCUGAAAAGAAGGAUCCAGUGACUUCGACCAAGAAGGAAAAAGAGGAAAAACACCAUCAUCAUUCGCAUCACCAUCAUCACCACCACCAUCAGAGUGAAGGCGGAGGUGGAAGCGGCAAGAAGGAAAAGGAAAAGAACAGUGCGUCCAGUCCCACGGAUGGCCUGAAGCAAAGGGCUGGCAACAGUUCCAGCAGUAGCAGCAGUCCAAGCAUUCCGCCGAAGGAUAAAUCUUUGCCGGUUGAAGGUUCCAGCAUCAUCACCAAACAGGAGUCGCAAGCGGCGGUCACUACCGGAAGCCACGGAGCGCUAGGCGGAGCUGUAACCGGCGGUCAGCUUCCCUGUUUGAAAAUUUCGAUCAGUGCAGUGUGUGAGGACGAGCCGAAUGAUCAUGACACCAACUCCAAUUCGAGUGACGAUCAACCGCUCAGUCACAAGGAUCUGGCGGGCACUAAGCGAAAGGCCGAGGUAUUAUCGAAGGGUGGCAAGGUAGGUGUCACGAUAAAAACUUCCUCUCCCGACGAAGCAAGCGCAGGUCACUUGUCGAAGGUCCACCGGCUUGAAGCGACGCCGCUGGCGUGCUCAUCAUCCGUUGCACCGAUCAGUGCAUCAGCCAAACUCGAUCUGAAGCCCGCUGCACCACUUUCUCCGGACACACCCGCAUCGCGCCCGGAAUCGAACAUUCCUCCGGCCGAUGGCGGUAACCAGCCAGCGCUACCUGCCGCGGCCGUAGUCGGGCUGGCUGCCGAAGCGGGAGAUGAGCAGCAGCAGCCGCAGCGGGCCGAUGCGCCCAACAAUGAGCUGACCAAUGGAAAUGGAGGUGCCAACAUGAACAACAACAACAAUCUAGAGAAGCACGUUACACUGGCGCUUUCGCCCCGCUCGGCACCGCCGAAACUUUGGCUACCGAAAACACAGACGACCAAUCAGGUGUUUAUAACGGAUGUUACCGUUAACCUGGAGACGGUCACCAUACGCGAAUGCAAAACGGAGCGAGGUUUCUUUAAGACCCGCGAAAUGCAACAAGAAGGAGGAAACGACCUACUACACUAAUGCUGUACCGGGGGCGAAGUGGCAACAGGAAACAAAACGGAAAAUGGAGUCUGAUGAUCGUGUGUACCUGUGAGGAACUGAAUAGAAGGGAUCCGUUGCAAGUGUUGCUGUCAUGUUAACUGUUAGCUCCCCAUUUUACUACCAAAAUACCCCUUAUCAAGAAGGAGUAGGACUAAGGUCGCAUGUGACGAUCGUAUGUCCCGAAAAAGGACUCGGAAGGGAAGUUCGGCCAAAAGAAGCCAAAAUCAAACUGUAAAUAGUAAAGCGAAUACUCCGAACAUGUGUCGCUCGCAGGCCAAACGCAUCGGACGUUGAGCGCGAUUAAAGUACUAAUUUUCGAAAAUACGAUCGAAAGAAAGAAAGAACACGAGAAAAAAGGAGAGAGGACAGAGAAAGAGAGUGUCGUGCAACGUGAAUUGUACAUACCGAGCUGGGAACUGCACAAGGAUCUUAUACGACGCUAAGUUUGCGGUCGAGACUGCAAGAAAUCGAUACUAGAAGGAAGUCAUACUGAACACGGACAUCCGACAGCCUGCUAGGAUAGUAUCUACCCUAAAAAUGAUGUGUGUGCGUGUGUGUGCGUGCGUAUGAGUAAUUUUGAGGAGUGUGUAUGAUCAAAGUGGCAUCUAUUGUGUCAUUUAUUGUACGCCAGUUUGUGGAUUGGCAAACCUGAUCUUGUGAUGAUCAUCUCCGAUUGGUGCCACAACUAUUAAAUGGUCGAGAGAGAGAAAUUUUAAGCUUUUUCCAGCAAUACUUCUGUAAUGAGUUUUUAAACAGAGCGUGAAGAACGUUUCGGAAUUACCAUUGUAGUUGGUAACAGGAAUUGCUUUUAAACGUAUAAUGCAUUAUUUGCUUACUUUUACGCCAGUUGACGCAAACCAGAGUUUUGACUUUGCACUGUUCUUAACAUUCUGCUCGAUUCAGUCAAACUUCAUUCAAUUCGCAUCCACUACUGUUUCCACUGUGUUGAGACAGGAUCAUUGGGUGUAUAGCAUUAGUUAGUAUUAGUUUAUAUUGUCUUUACAUCUCUAUUGUGUACACCACCACUUCAGUAGUUCGUAAAAACGAGAACACAAAUGGUCAUUAAGUACAACUUUCAAUUGUAAUCGCAUUAAAAUGCUUUCAAAGUCAAAAAAGAUGGAGGCAAUGGACUUUUUUUAGUGUCCAAUCAUUCUAGAUCACAUUAUUCUCACCAACGAGCUUCAAAGUGUUUUGUUCUUUUCACCAUCAAUUAAUGUGCUAUAGAAGUAGCAGCUAAGUUGUUGUAGAACGCCGGAGAAAGUUCAUCGUGCAUGGAUGAAUUCACACGCCAAGAUCUAACUUAGUUGUACGUUGGUAUUUUAUUUACUCGUAAGCUUUUUGUAAUAUUAAAUUCGUUACACAAAAUUAAUUAUAUUUCGACUUUCCGGGUGCGGGUAACAUGGAAAUGGAGCCCAUGUCUCGAUCAAAAGCGAUCGUUAAACAGUCCAAAAGAAAUAUUCACCUUGUAUAAGUAAUUAGUUUUUCUACUGGAGAGCGGAAGAUGUUUAUUUAUGAUUCUAUUACUACCAAAAAUUGUAUCGAUUUUAAUUUGAGCUUGUAAGGAUUUAUUUAGGUACCGACGCUGCGGGAAAACCAAGAACGGGAAUUGCACGUCAGCAAAUGGAGUGAAGAAUCUAAGCUGUUUCGAAACACAUGUCUGCUGUAUUACUGCUGGUUUCGGUCGAUUUAUGUUGCCCACGUGCAGCGCAUUGUACGGAACACGAAAAUGUGUUUUGAAUGACACCACGGCAUCAAAAAGGACAAAGCAAUAUUGUCAUACUAUGCUUAUUAAUGUACUCGCAAGUUAGUCGAUGAUUUACGUAGUACGUGGCAAAAGCAAAUACAUUCACAAACCCCUAAACGGACAAAUCGGAAACAAACAAUAAGCAACGUAUUCUGUGCUAUUUAUACACUCUUACGUAAAGUAUCUUUCGUAGUUUGUAGAGUACUUGCAACACACAUCUAUUGUUAUCAUAGUUUAA